GCCCUCUGGCCACUCCUCCCUGUCUGCCCAGUCAAACAAGAACCUCCCUCUUUCUCUUCUUUCUUCGCCUCGCCUGUCGGACAUCACCACACAAGCAGGACCCGGUGAAAUCACAUCUGCUACAAAAACGAAGCCUAUGAGUGGAGCCAGAAUGGAGGAUAUUGUGGUAGCAGGAAUUGCAGGAAGACUGCCAGAGUCGGACAACCUGCAGGAAUUUUGGGAUAAUCUCGUCAAUGGCGUUGACAUGGUAACAGAUGAUGAUAGACGAUGGAAGCCAGGACUAUAUGGGCUCCCUCACAGAAGUGGGAAACUGAAGGAUAUCAGCAAAUUUGAUGCCUCCUUUUUUGGUGUCCACCCCAAGCAAGCGCACACAAUGGACCCACAGCUCAGGAUCAUACUGGAGACUGCAUAUGAAGCUGUUGUAGAUGGAGGUAUAAAUCCUACUGCAAUACGAGGUACUAACACUGGAGUUUGGAUCGGUGUCAGUGGCUCUGAGGCAGCUGAAGCUUUCAGUAGAGACCCAGAGGAGUUGCUAGGAUACAGCAUGACUGGCUGUCAACAUGCCAUGUUCGCAAAUAGGCUGUCAUACUUUUUUGACUUGAAAGGUCCUAGUAGUUCCAUUGAUACUGCUUGCUCAUCCAGUCUGCUGGCACUGGAAAAUGCCUUCCAGGCAAUUCGUCAUGGCCAGUGUGAUUCAGCCCUUGUAGGAGGGGUCAAUCUCCUGCUGAAACCCAAUACAUCAGUACAGUUUAUGAAACUGGGCAUGCUCAGUCCUGAUGGUUCAUGCAAGUCCUUCGAUGCUUCAGGCGAUGGGUAUUGUCGAUCCGAAGCAGCUGUGGUUGUGCUUUUGACCAAAAGAUCAGCAGCCAAACGAGUUUAUGCUACAAUUGUUAAUGCAGGAAGCAACACUGAUGGUUAUAAAGAACAGGGUGUAACAUACCCCUCUGGAGAAAUGCAGCAGAAGUUAAUGAAAGCGGUUUAUGAGGAAGCAGGUAUCUCACCUGCUGAUGUGGAAUAUGUUGAAGCACAUGGUACAGGAACCAAGGUUGGUGACCCACAGGAGUUGAAUGGAAUUGUGAAUGUUUUUUGCCAAUUUGAUCGCAGGCCCUUAUUGCUGGGAUCGACCAAAUCAAACAUGGGCCACCCAGAGCCUGCAUCGGGAUUGGCUGCUUUAGCAAAGGUUGUACUCUCUUUGGAACACGGUCUGUGGGCUCCCAAUAUUCACUACGAAACUCCCAAUCCUGAUGUCCCAGCCCUGCAGAAUGGAUGUAUCCGAGUAGUGACUGAACCUAUCCCUGUGAAAGGUGGAAUUGUGGGUGUUAAUUCCUUUGGAUUCGGAGGUUCCAAUGUUCAUGUCAUUCUGCGUCCUAAUGUAAAGAGAGUUUCUCCUUCAAAGCCCCUGGCACUUCCACGUCUGGUCCAAGUAAGUGGCCGUACCCCUGAAGCCGUUGAAACACUGAUUGAGCAAAGCAGGCAACGCAGCAACGAUGUGAAUUUUUUGAGCCUGCUGAAUGAUAUUUCUACAAUGCCUGUCUCUGCAAUGCCCUACCGAGGUUACACCCUGGUCGGAAGUGAAAUGGAUGCUAAAGAAGUGCAGCAGGUGCAGUCUUCUGGAAGAUCACUUUGGUAUAUCUGUUCAGGCAUGGGAGCUCAGUGGAUUGGAAUGGGUCGCACUCUGAUGAAAUUGGACAUAUUCCAUGAAUCCAUUCUGCGUUCUGACAAAGCACUAGAAACGACUGGUUUGAAAGUAUCUGAACUCCUUGUGAGUGCUGAAGAUACAACAUUUGAUGAUACUGUGCAUGCCUUUGUAGCUCUCGCUGCCAUUCAGAUUGCUCAAAUAGACAUGUUGAAGGCUCUAGGUCUGCAACCAGAUGGCAUUGUUGGGCACUCAGUGGGGGAGCUGGCCUGUGGCUAUGCUGAUGACUCACUAACACAUGAGGAAGUUAUACUAGCUGCCUACUGGAGGGGGCGCUGCAUCAAGGAGGCCAAAUUGCCAGCGGGAGCAAUGGCUGCUGUUGGGCUGACCUGGAACGAAUGUAAGAUGCAAUGUCCAGAGGGAGUCGUCCCAGCCUGCCACAAUGCUGAGGAUACUGUCACCAUCUCUGGACCACAAGAAGCUGUAAGUAAGUUUGUGGCCAAGCUGAAGGAGGAUGGGGUCUUUGCAAAAGAAGUUCGCAGUGCAGGAGUUGCAUUCCAUUCCUACUACAUGGCUUCCAUCGCCCCGACACUUCUAAACGCACUACAGAAGGUUAUAACUGUUCCCAAACUCCGUUCUGCUCGCUGGAUCAGUACUUCAAUCCCAGAGUCCAAAUGGGGCAGUGAUCUGGCCAAGUUCUCCUCUGCUGAGUAUCACGUAAACAACCUGGUGAGCCCAGUCCUGUUCCAGGAAGGACUGCAGCAUAUUCCGGAUAAUGCUGUCGUGGUUGAGAUUUCUGCUCAUGCCCUGCUUCAGGCAAUUCUGAAACGAAGUUUGAAGCCGUCCUGUCUUAUUAUCCCUCUGAUGAAGCGAGGGCACAGCAAUAACCUGGAGUAUUUCUUAUCUCACAUUGGCAAAAUCUACGCAAGUGGGGCAAACCUGGAUUCCAACAAGCUAUUCCCACCUGUGGAGUAUCCAAUCCCUGCUGGAACCUCCUUAAUAUCCCCUCACAUCACAUGGGACCACAGCCAAACCUGGGAUGUACCCAAGACUGAAGAUUUCUCCUCUGGUUCUGGCGGGUUAGCAGCGGCUACAGUAUUUAACAUUGAUAUGAGCCCUGAAUCUCCAGACAGUUAUAUAGUUGACCAUUGCAUCGAUGGGAGAGUACUUUAUCCAGCCACUGGAUAUCUAGUUCUGGCCUGGCGAGCACUGUUACGACUGACUGGAGCUGUUAUGGAACAGACACCUGUAAUAUUUGAAGAUGUUGUUAUACACCGGGCAACCAUCCUUCCAAAAACAGGCUCCGUACAGCUUGAAGUGCGGCUUAUGCCAGCAUCAAAUAGAUUCGAGGUCUCUGAGAACAAUAGCCUGGCUGUUAGUGGGAAAAUAUCUGUUUUGGAAGAAACAGCCCUAAAUGACUUUAGAAAUCAGCUAAAUGCGAGUGCAAAGUUUGAAGAUACAGACAUGACUUCCUGCCUCUCUCCAAGAGAUGUUUAUAAAGAGCUGCGCCUACGAGGGUAUGAAUAUGGAAAAAACUUUCAGGGAAUCUUAGAAACGAACAAUGCUGGAGAUAAAGGAAGGUUGCUGUGGUCUGGGAACUGGGUGACACUUUUGGAUACCAUGUUGCAGAUGAUUGUGGUCGGGCUAUCGGGCCGCAGCUUGAGAAUACCAACGCGGAUUCGCUCUGUGUGCAUUGAUCCACAACUUCAUGAAGAGAAAGUCCAAGAUUACCAGGAAAAUAGAAAAGGUUAUUGA
Rhincodon typus (whale shark) is the source of this 3391-nucleotide messenger RNA. RefSeq names its product fatty acid synthase-like. The record is from RefSeq and is a predicted model, not a curated record. The transcript is spliced from 20 exons. Gene Ontology annotation, molecular function: 3-oxoacyl-[acyl-carrier-protein] synthase activity; fatty acid synthase activity. Bases 137 to 3391 code for a protein of 1084 amino acids. Lineage: Eukaryota; Metazoa; Chordata; Chondrichthyes; Orectolobiformes; Rhincodontidae. Gene Ontology annotation, cellular component: cytoplasm. Gene Ontology annotation, biological process: fatty acid biosynthetic process.